Archocentrus centrarchus (flier cichlid) is the source of this 1955-nucleotide messenger RNA. RefSeq names its product xylosylprotein beta 1,4-galactosyltransferase, polypeptide 7 (galactosyltransferase I) (gene b4galt7). The record is from RefSeq and is a predicted model, not a curated record. The coding region runs from base 437 to 1399 and encodes 320 amino acids. Gene Ontology annotation, molecular function: xylosylprotein 4-beta-galactosyltransferase activity. Gene Ontology annotation, biological process: carbohydrate metabolic process; proteoglycan biosynthetic process. The transcript has 6 exons. Lineage: Eukaryota; Metazoa; Chordata; Actinopteri; Cichliformes; Cichlidae. Gene Ontology annotation, cellular component: Golgi apparatus.
GACUCAUGUACAGGUUGGACCACAGUACAGUCAGUUUGCUGUUCCUUCGGCGUGCAAAAACCGUGAAAAAUCCCCCGAUCGGAGCUGUCGUCUUAUAUUUGAGUUCUGACUGAAAUAAAACUUUAGCAGAACUCGUGUGUGCUCGGUGGGUGGUGGGAAAAGCCGAACUGGAAGCCGGGAGCCGCCGAGUUUGGACCCGGAGCGGCGAAGUGAGCGAACCGCUGAUGCUACGUGUACAGUUAGCUGCGGAAGCUAACGGAGGACUGAGGCUGAGCAGCUGCGGGCAGAUGUUCAGCAACUGUGAGCAGCUGUGAGGCCCGGCAUGGAGCACAGUCUGCUCUCCGUGAACACCUACAAAUGAGGAGCGAUGGAGGAGCGAAGGCUGCAAUAACGACCCUCUGAGGAAGAAGGAGGAAGAGGAGCUGCUCCGGACACCAUGAUGUAUUCAUCCAGGAGGAAGCCCGUGCUUUACUUCAGAGAGGAGCGCAGGUUCCUGUCCAGUAAAUGCACUGUCUACAAGCUGUUCGGCCUCUGCAUGGUGCUGGUGUUCGUCUCUCUGCUCUGGCUGCAGCUCAGCUGUUCUGGUGAUGUGUCCACUAUACACGGAGAGCGAUGCACGCCUCAGCAGCCAGCGCCACCCUGCCCAGCCAACGGUCAGACAUCCGGGGCGGAUGACCCGUCCUGGGGGCCUCACAAACUUGCCAUCAUCGUUCCCUUCAGAGAGCGCUUUGAGGAGCUGCUUGUGUUUGUUCCCUUCAUUCACACAUUCCUCAGCAAGAAGAAGAUCCGCCACAAGAUCCUCGUCAUCAACCAGGUGGAUCACUACAGAUUUAAUCGGGCAUCUCUGAUCAAUGUGGGUUACUUGGAGAGUGGUAACGACACCGACUACCUGGCCAUGCACGACGUGGACCUGCUUCCCCUGAACGAGGCUCUGGAUUACGGCUUCCCCGAGGACGGACCAUUCCACGUGGCCUCGCCAGAGCUUCACCCACUCUACCAUUACAAGACGUAUGUGGGAGGAAUCCUGUUGCUCACCAAGAAGCAUUACCACAUGUGUAACGGCAUGUCGAACCGGUUCUGGGGUUGGGGCCGAGAGGACGACGAGUUCUACAGACGGCUGAGAAAAGCCGAGUUACAGCUGUUCAGACCGAGUGGCAUCACCACAGGAUACAAAACCUUCAUGCACAUCCACGACCCAGCCUGGAGGAAGAGGGACCAGAAACGGGUCGCAGCUCAGAAGCAGGAGCAGUUUAAGGUGGAUCCAGAGGGGGGGCUGACUAAUCUUCGUUACGAGGUGGAUUCCCGACAGGAGUUGAUCAUCAGUGGUGCCCCCUGCACCAUCAUCAACACCAGACUAGAGUGCGACCAGAGCCAGACGCCCUGGUGUCUUCUGGGAUAGCGCGCAGCCGGGUGUGAGGACACCGGUUUUCGUUUCGGACUGAAAUCAAUUUCAAGAUAAAUUUUUUUCAUGGAUAAAUCUGCAGCUGGAGCAUCCAAACAUCUGUUUAAUUUACUCUUUCAGGUACAUCAAAAUGAAAACUGCUGUUGUAGUAACAAUAAUGAUUUGGAUGAAACGUUGUGAAGACGGUUUCUUAGCGGAGCUGAAAGCGGUUUGCCAGUCUGACCUCUGACCUCAGCAGCCUGGACAGACGGACUGAAGUGAGACAGGCAGAUCUGUUUCAAGACUUGUUUUUCCUGUUUAUCUUCCUGGUACCUGCUGGCAUCGUGUGAAUGCAAACCUGCAGCCUGUUUCUUUAGUUUUUACCCUCAGCUAGGGAUUGUGCAAAUAUAAAGCAGAGCAAUGCAUGCUUCGCCGGACGUUACGAACGUUUGUUACCCCUGCAUCACGUGAACCUCACAGGGUUGAUUUUUAUCUUUUUACCCACGUUGGAGGUAAAGAUGGAAUAAAAAUUCAUCAGUCAGUAAAAGUGCUUUUUAUUGUCCUGCUGAAAAUG